This is a messenger RNA of Hylaeus anthracinus, 5329 nucleotides long. RefSeq lists its product as uncharacterized. Gene Ontology annotation, biological process: chromatin remodeling. The transcript has 11 exons. Bases 324 to 5102 code for a protein of 1592 amino acids. Gene Ontology annotation, cellular component: nucleus. Lineage: Eukaryota; Metazoa; Arthropoda; Insecta; Hymenoptera; Colletidae. Gene Ontology annotation, molecular function: histone H3K36 demethylase activity; histone H3K9 demethylase activity. The record is from RefSeq and is a predicted model, not a curated record.
UGGGAAAACUCCCUCGAAGUGACAAACAUGUGAUAAAAAUCAACGAUAGCGAUAAUUCCCCCGUUUCCCUGUAACCCGUUCUUUCGUUUCACGACGACUAGCAAAGAGCUGUCGGAAAGUUUAUUUUAAGAGGCACUUGACAAUAGGUACCAUCCAUUUUGUUUAUGCACCUCCGGCACGUUUCGUUCCAAAAACAUCCGCGUCUCGCUCGCAUUCUCUCGUUUUUUAAACGUUCCUCGUAAAAUCAUGGAAUUCACGUGCGAUAGAUUUGACCCGUUUCGAAGAACGAUUACGAUGUCUUCUGUGCAAAAAAUAAAGUAAAAAUGGUUAGCAAUGUCUCGCGGGGUACACCCCGCAUUCAGGUCUUCAGACCUACGUACGAGGAGUUUAAGGAUUUCACAAAAUACGUGGAAUAUAUGGAGAGUAAAGGAGCCCAUAAAGCUGGUUUAGCAAAAGUAAUCCCUCCUCCUGAAUGGAUUCCUAGGAAAGGAAGUUAUAACUUAGAUGACUUGAAUUUAACUAUUCCUGCUCCAAUUUGUCAAGUGGUCACUGGCAAACAGGGUCUUUAUCAGCAAAUUAAUAUACAAAAGAAGUCGAUGACUGUUAAAGAGUAUAGCAAGUUAGCUAAUUCUGAGCGUUAUAGCACUCCACGUCAUUUUGAUUACGAAGAUUUGGAAAGGAAAUAUUGGAAGAAUAUAACGUACGUGGCGCCUAUAUACGGAGCAGAUGUUUCCGGGUCGUUAACCGAUCCAGACGUGAAGGAAUGGAACAUUAAUCACUUAGGAACAAUUCUUGAUUAUGUAAACAAAGACUAUGGUAUAUCUAUCGAUGGCGUUAACACGGCAUAUUUGUAUUUCGGAAUGUGGAAAACCACGUUCGCAUGGCAUACGGAGGAUAUGGAUCUGUAUUCGAUAAAUUAUUUACAUUUUGGUGCUCCAAAAACGUGGUAUGCUAUACCACCUGAACACGGGCGAAGAUUAGAAAGACUUGCCAGUGGUUUCUUCCCUUCGAGUUAUCAAAGUUGCCAAGCUUUUCUGCGUCACAAAAUGUCUCUUAUUUCUCCCCAAAUAUUAAGGCAAUAUUCUAUUCCAUGCAAUAAAAUAACGCAAGAAGCUGGAGAAAUAAUGAUCACCUUUCCUUAUGGUUAUCAUGCUGGCUUCAAUCACGGAUUCAAUUGUGCGGAAUCUACUAAUUUUGCUGCGCCACGAUGGGUAGAGUACGGUAAACGGGCUACGCAAUGUACAUGUAGUAAAGAUAUGGUAAAAAUAUCUAUGGACACCUUCGUGAAGCGUUUCCAGCCAGAAAGAUACGAAUUGUGGCUACGCGGAGAAGAUAUCGGACCUCAUCCCGAGGAUCCUAGGCAAACAGCUGCGCCCAUGCCUUCUCAGAUGGAUCUUCUAUGUAGCAACAGCAGUAACGGCCAAUUGCCGCAAAGCUACCUAAGCGCAGCGCCGAAAAACAAGCGGCACACGAUACAUAAAAAGAAAAAUAUUAUGGCUACAAAUCCGGACGUUGAUAUGGAGGAACUAGUGAACCGUCCCGAUAUUCCACCAGACGUAAAGAAAGUUUUACAAGAUCUUGAAUUAGAAGAAGCAGAAGAUCAACCGGACGAACAGCAAUUAGAAGUAUUAGAAGACAUUUGGUUGAAGGCAGGAGAAAUGGAUGUUAACGAGGCUUCGGUAUACGAUGACGGCUACAAUCGUAAAAAAAGUCGGAAGCGGAAGAAAAAGAAUAACGAUAAAUCGAAGUCUAAAAGAGAGUCUAACAAAAAUGCUGCAGAGCACGUGGCAGUGAAGACUGAAAUAAAAGUAGAAGUAGACGACAGCUUCACCUUUCUGUCUCCUGCAUUCCCAGAGCAAACGAGUCAGUUGGAAGAUAACAAUCAAGGUGGUUCCAAUAUCGCGAUACCUAGCGACGCCGUCAUCGAAAGUAUAAAAGUGGAAGAAAUUUCCGAUUUCUCAGAGACUACUGAGAAACCAGUUAAAAAGAAGAAGAAGCAUUCGAAGUCUGGAGAACCAAAGAAGGGUAAACCAAAGAAUGCAAAUAAAAAGAAGAAUAAACAUUUAAAUAUAUCUAUCUUCGACAGUAGCGAACCUUUGGACGUAUCUGACGCUAAUGUACAAAGGCAACUUAUGGCUAUGCCGAGUAUAACUCAUAAAUCUUUUACCAUAAAGGAUAUUUCGAGUAGUCAGGAGAAGGCGACUCAUUUGUCAGGGAAUAUAAUCUUCACCAGUAACGAACUCACCGUGACACCCAUCAAUGAUAACGAUAACGAAAGUGUCACGAAUAGUAAUCACCUCGCCAAUUCUACGUAUAGCGGUACAAAAGAAGUAGACAAAUACGUUGAAACUCCAACAGUUGAACGAACGAAGUUAUACCCAAAGAGCGGCAAGAAAACUAGCAUCGCUAGAAUUAAGUUCGCUAAACAAGCAGCGUUGAAAAACAUUUCUUUAGAUCAGGUGAAGCCCAUUAAGAUCGACAAAGCCGUGGAGUCCGAGUAUAUCGGCAAGGACACGAUGAUCACGAUACAAGAUGCAAAGCUGUCAAAUUACACCAGCUGCAAAAGUGUGGGAACAAUGCUGACGGAAAGAUCUAUACCCAACUAUUCGAAAAAGGAUAUUAUUAAAGCUCCUCGAUUGAGCGUUCUAAAGUCAGCGUACAAUAUAUCUGCAACCGAAGUCUCCCCUAAGAUCGAAUCGGAUAAGUCAGCGGGUGACGAGAAAGAUGCUUCGUCGAGUACCAUAGUAGUUUUACCAAAGACAUGGCCUAUCGCCAAACCUCAGGAGUCCAAACUCAAUCCGAGUAUCAUGUUCCUGAACCCGAAUUUGAACUUCUCCAAGCCACCCAUUCUCCAGAAAGAGGUCCCGACACAGGAGUUAGGAAACGACUUGACGUCUUUGGAAUCAUCGAAAUCAGCAACACCGUGCGCCAUUCAGAUACCUCGCUUGGAAGGCUUCUUCGCGAAGAGUGGAGUAUUGGGUCAGUCGUUGACGUCGUCUGUGACUUGCCACAACAUCAGAACUGGUACAGACGUCAGAACCCUUGGGAAGAGAUCCACUACCGACACGUCAAAAAUGAUGGCAGACGAAUUCUGGAAAUUUGGAACCGCCAACAACAGUUCGUUCUUUCCGAAGAACAAUACCAUGGACGACAUGCAGUCUAUAAAUCUGGAAUCUUCUCAGAUGUCAUCCUCUUCGUCCUCAUCGUUGGGUCUAUCGGAAAAUAGCACGUUCUUCCUGGCCGCGAAUUCAAGUACUACGAAUGUCUCCCUAAAUCCUCAGUCUUCGAUGAUGAUAGACUUCAACAAGAAAUGUUUGCAGAAACCUGCUUCGACCGCGAAUCCGAAAGGUUCUUCGUACGUGACGAUCAUACCGAAACCGCAAGAUCAGUUGCUUUUGAAGAGACAGUUGAGUCAGAAGGAGAAAACAUGUAGCAGAAAAUACAAAAGUAUAGGCACGAUCGUGAAUAACUUGAAAUCCGCGUCGUGUCACAUGGAUAAUUCGUUAGCGCUUAGCCCAGCCGUUAAGAGUACGAAUAUAGCUGGUUUCGACAUGGAUACGCAGUAUAGUGUAAAUCACUUUACGCCCGAGUUUGAGGCUUCGCAGACCUCUGUUACCAUCACGCCCUUGCCAGCAGAGCCACACACAAACGCGGUCGACUCUAUGGAUGAAACUGAAGGUCAAUGUACACAGAAAAGUUCAAAGAAUAUAUACGCUCACAUGCCCCCACUGAAGCCCAUAAAAUUGUCGACGUCAAGGCGAAAGUCGAAAGAGAAAUUGAAGAAGUCUACCACCAGGAAAAAAGACAAUUCAGAGACCAAGAUUACGAUCACAAGGGUGAACUCAGACGACUCGAAUGUAGUCGCAUCCAGCACUAUGGACAGACCACCGUCUGUUUCCCAUCGCGUGUCGAUGAUACCUGGUCACAUAUCCGACAUGCUCUAUCCCAUCGUUCCGAAUAACGACUUACUGAAGGCGUUCAACGACUAUUGGAGCGCUCAAAUCUCCCAUUGCGCGAUAUGCGCUCCAUUCACCUCAAGUUGUAACGGACACGGCAGGCUAAUGCCGCCAGACUGGAAAUAUUGCAAGCCCACGGUGUUACCAGAGAGUUCACCGAUAUGGGUAUCUGCAAGCGUUUUCGUAGCGAACUCGAAGGAACAAGUCGUCGAACCGGAAAAUGAUAAGCUGUUGCGUUGUAGAGAAUGUCACGUGACUGUUCACGCCUCCUGUUACGGAAUCACCGUAUUGCCUACGGAUUUACGAAAUUGGGCGUGUGAUAAAUGUAGAGCUGGUAAAACACAGGUGAUGUGCUGUCUGUGCCCCAUGCGAGGCGGUGCUCUGAAACGUACCAGCGAUAGUAAUUGGGCGCACAUACUAUGCGCCCUUCUAUUACCAGGAGUCACAUUUAAAGAUGCUAUCAAUAAGGAUCCAAUUAACGUGUUAACUAUCAGGCCGGAGAUUGUUAAUCAGAUGUGCUGUUACUGCGGGCAAAAGGACGGAGCAUGUCUGAAUUGUAAUCAGUGCAGUAAUCUGUUUCAUCCAUCGUGUGGUCUCAUUUCCGGCGCAACGUUCACCAUACCAGUAUACAAUUCACCGGAGCUUCAGGUAACGUGCGACGGGCAUGACGAUGGGAAAGAAAAGAUUCCAACGAUUCGACAGGGAGAGAUCGUUUGGGCGAAGCAUCGCAACACGCGAUAUUACAAGGCCAAAGUAGACUCCAUACACGACACCCUGUUUUAUAUGGUCACGUUCAGUGACGAUAGUUUCAGCGAGGAUCUGUAUCCAUCAGACAUAACGAAUUACGAUCCUGGAAAUCCACCGCUUCAAGGGGCGGCAGUAGUCGUAAAAUGGACAGAUGGAAAUUGCUACGAUGGUAUCUUUGAGGGUACAAAUCAUAGAAUCAUGUACACUGUAAUUUUCGAAGAUGGAUCGCAACUCGUGCUGAAGCGAAACGAGAUUUAUAGCUUACAAGAAGAUAUGCCAAAAAGAGUGCGUUCACGUCUGUCUGUUGCGACCGAAAUGAAGCACCGGUAUCAUCUGUAUGGCACGGAGGAUGAAUCCGAGGCGCAAAGAAAGGUGAAACAGUCUAAAUAUUGUGAUUAAAAAAAAAAAAAUUUAUAUACGGUUCGAUGUAAAUAAUUAAUAGAGACAAGUAAUAAUUCAGUCGCUGUAAAUAAUAUAUAACGGAAAACAAAGUACCUACUUGAUUUGGACUUAUCUGAAAGUACUCGUUUCAGAAUAAGAUCCAACGGACAGAUUCUACUUUUCUCUUCGUCUUUGUCCAACCCCCCCCCCCUGGCCCACCUUUUUCGCGUUUCCUUUUAUCAUUC